Hermetia illucens (black soldier fly) is the source of this 800-nucleotide messenger RNA. RefSeq names its product cuticle protein 12.5-like. The transcript is spliced from 2 exons. The coding region runs from base 140 to 493 and encodes 117 amino acids. The record is from RefSeq and is a predicted model, not a curated record. Lineage: Eukaryota; Metazoa; Arthropoda; Insecta; Diptera; Stratiomyidae.
GGAGCCGGAGAAGGGGCUAGCUCCGAGAUCCGUGCAAUAUCGUAUAAAUAUGAUUGCGGGGUCAAUUCGAAAUCAUUCAAAACUCAACAGUUACACCAAUCUUGCAACUUAAGUUCAAACUUAAAAACCUCUUUCCAAAAUGUUCAAAUUGUGCAUCUUCUCAAUCCUUGUUGCUGCUGCUUCAGCCGGAUACCUUGGUGCCCCCUACGGUCUCCACGCCCCAGCCGUAGUAGCUGCUCAUGCUCCAGUUGCUUAUGCUGCUCCAGCUCCAGUUGCUUAUGCUGCCCCAGCUCCCGUUGCCUAUGCCGCCCCAGUUGUUAAGGCAGUAGCUCCAGUAGCCACCUCAUACGCUAACACCUACAAAGUAUCCGUUCGUGCUCCAGUCGCCUAUGCUGCCCCAGUAGCCGCUGUCCAUGCUGCCCCAGCUGUUGUUGCCGCCCCAGCUUACCACGCUCCUCUCGGAAUCGGCUAUGCCCAUGGAUACCUCCACUAAAUCGUUUUGUGUUGCUUUUCUAAAAUCCUGAAAUGAUACGUGUUUAUGUUGUGCGGGGAAGUGAAAGUUCGAUUGUAGUUCAAGACGAAGAAGGAUUGGAAUGUACAAAAUAACUGGUGCAAUAAUAUAUGUAUCGUGUCAGGAUUGUCCCAAAAGAAUUUAGAAAUUUAUCCAGUAGCACACGUAAAUGCUAUCAACAUCUCAUGUAUUUCUCGUGGUCAGACACUAUUUCAUUCUUUUGUAAAUAGACGGUCAGCUCUGCUGUUAGUUGACUAAUGUUAAUAAAUUAUUUUUAAUGCAAAUUAAA